Oncorhynchus mykiss (rainbow trout) is the source of this 3576-nucleotide messenger RNA. RefSeq names its product transmembrane gamma-carboxyglutamic acid protein 1. Gene Ontology annotation, cellular component: extracellular region. NCBI's taxonomy places the organism in Eukaryota, Metazoa, Chordata, Actinopteri, Salmoniformes, Salmonidae. The record is from RefSeq and is a predicted model, not a curated record. Gene Ontology annotation, molecular function: calcium ion binding.
UAAACUGGAGAAAGAAAAAAGCUUCUGAACGGGCUUUGGCGCGUGCGUAGCAAUAUAAUGGUCUUCGAGGCAAUACUGGAGUAUAGAGCGCAUUCCUAAAGGAAAAUAGACACUGUCACCCAUCCCAAACAGACCAGAAGGAAUCAUGGGGAGUGUGUUCUUGCCGUCGGACCUCGCCAACACAGUGCUGAGGCGUUUGCGCAGGGACAACGGCUACCUGUUAGAGGAGAUCCGUCAGGGCAACAUCCAGAGAGAGUGCAGAGAGGAGAUCUGCACAUACGAGGAAGCCAGGGAGGCCUUUGAGAACGAUGAGAAAACUCAACGGUUCUGGGAGGAGUAUGUGCGGGAGAGCAGUGGCGGGCAGCAGUUGGAGGGCAGAGUCCACUCCCUCUACCUGAUCCUCCCCUUGCUCCUGGUGCUCCUGAUCUCCGGCGUGGCCAUCACUGUGUGGCGCUGCCACUCCCGCAAGCGCUCGGAACGCAACCCCGCCCUGGGCCACACCCACCGGGACCCCACCCUAUCGUUGGUCUCCAUGGACCAGUGGGGGCGGGACCUCCACGACCACUCGGAGCUCAGCGUCAACAGCAGCCCCGUCGACCCGGGCUUGGAGGUCACGUCGGCGAGGGGAGGCAGAGGAGCCCCGCCCCCGUCUUACGACGAGGCGGUCGGCCACACAGAUGUGCACAUAGAGACAGAGCCUCCUCCUCAGUAUGAGGACAUCAUUGGCCAUGGGAAGUGAAGUGACCCCCCCCCCCCCCCAUGCCCUGUCUCAACCGGACCCCAUCCAGCUAGAUCAGGGGUGUCAAACUCAUUCCAUGGAGGGCCGUCUGUCUGCUGGUGUUUGUUUUUUUUCUUCUCAAUUCAGACCAGCUGAGGGGAGGUACUAACUAAUCAAUGACCUUAAUUCGUCAGUCAGGAUGAAGGGAGGAGGGAAAACCUCGGUGGAAUAAGUUUGACACAUGAGCUUAGAUCCUCCUGCCCGGUCUCACCCUCCUGCUCACCUCCCUCUAACUGUUAUGUUACUACACUAACACAGAGAUGUUGGAUGCAAUAACGUUGAUGCUUGCACUGACCAUCGGAUAGGGGUGGAGGGAUGGUGAAUAUGAUACCAAAUGUUUGAUUUUGCUAUACCCAAAUGUACAGUUAUUUAACCAUACUGCCAUACAUCAGUGAUGUUAUGAGUACGCUGGAGGUUUGGGGCUUGAUGAAUGGUGUAAAGUAAAAAAAGAACUGUUCUGAUUUCCAUACUUCUAAAAAGGAGAGAAAUAUCAAAUCUGAUAACUAAAGUUAUUUUCGAAACAUGAACAUUUAAAAAGUAUUAUUUCAAGCUGUGUGCUUUCUGAUCAGUGUGUGUGUGUGUGUGUGUGUGUGUGUGUGUAUAUAUAUAUUAUAUAUGUGUGUGUAUGUUGUUUUGAAUGUUCGGGGAGUGAAUUGUAAAAAAUAAAAUGAAAAAAAAGUUUUUUGGUUAGCCAGUAGUAGCUUUGUACACAUAGACUUGGAUGGAUCUAUCCCAGUGUCAUAUUAAUUAGUCAGGGACAGUCAAUAUUCUCAGACCAUAUUCCCUAAGGGUGCAUCCCAAAUUAUACCCUAUUCCCUAUGUAGUGUACUAAUUUUGACUCGUCCAUAUGGGUAUUAGUGCACUAAAUAGGGCAUAGAGUCUCCGUGUGACACUAUGGGAGCUGUGCUGGCAUGGAGCGCAGCGUCAAUUACCCAUUUUCUCUCUUUGGGCUACAUACAGUAUUAAAUGUCACUACGCACAGUGUAUGUGUGUGUGAGCGCAUUUUUAUUUUACUGCGGAUAACAACACCGACUACAUUGAUAAUAAUGGUGUGAAUAACAUGAGGUGUGCGUGAAUGAAGGCACUUUGUGUUGUGGCAGUUGGUUUGGUUCUAUUCAGCACUACCAAUAAUACUCACCAAUAAUGUCAUCAGCUUUUGGGCGACUGUAUAUUUUACAUGCCAAUUAUGCAGCUGGGGGACUAAAUAUAGACAUCCUAAACACUAAAUAUCUGUGUAAUAUUCAUUAUUAUAAGUGACAUUGAUACAUGUAAUAUGACGAUGGCCCUGUAAACACUUAUUUCUUGAGACAAUGUAGUUUGCCCGGGGUUCAACCCUAUCCGCGUCAAAGUGCGUUGACAUUUUAACAGUAAUUCCCGAUUGUGCCGACAUUGCAACGUGUACUGUUAAUGCGAUCUCAGCAAACGUUGGGAACGUUGCCUUUAGAAGGCGUAUUGUCGACAGCACUCUACAUAUUGAGGUACGGCCUUUGUCUGCACAAUAAUGUUUACACCGUAAUUGUGCCGUGUCUCUACAAAAAUAAUCACACAGCGUUGUUGAGAUUUUUUUUGCGUUGCAUCACAACCAUUGUGCCAAAUGCGUUAUGCAUCAGUUGUAGGACUUGAGUGUGCACGGGGCCUGUGUAAUCUGUACACUGCAGAUGUAUGAGAGGACUGAUGUAUUUUGUUGACCUGUGGAACUGCAGCACUUAUCUCUAUGCUAUAUGACCUGUGAUUGGGAUGUGCUGGUUGAAGUAGACAUUUUGGUUGGGUUUAUGGCCCUGUCCAGAAAUGGCCCCUACCCUUUUAACCAGGGCUCUCCAAUCCUGUUCCUGGAGAGCGACCUUCUUGUACAGUUUCACUCCAACCCCUGUUGUAACUAACCUGGUUCAGCUCAUCAACCAGCUACUUAUUAGAAUAAGGUGUGCUAGAUUAGGGUUGGAGAGAGAACCUACAGGAGGGUAGCUCUCUAGGAUCAGAGUUGGAGAGAGAACCUACAGGAGGGUAGCUCUCCAGGAUCAGGGUUGGAGUGAACCUACAGGAGGGUAGCUCUCCAGGAACAGGGUUGGAGUGAGAACCUACAGGAGGGUAGCUCUCCAGGUUGACAGCAGAUAAGUUUACUUCAUUUCACGAAAUUCUACUCAUUUUGCCAUGGGGUAGUUUAACAGCAAAUGUUUUGCACGUUUUGCAUUAGGGUGGAGAUAUUUUUUUUUGUGCAGUUUUUAAUAUCUGAUUGAGAUUAACAAAUUCAAUAGGGGCCCCGGGCUGAUAAUUUCACCAUAAUAAAAGGUUUAGAUUGCUGGCCACUAAAACAAGCAAUCUAAAAAUGUUUAGCUGACAUGAGCUAAUUGAAUGACUAUCAGUGACUUGACAUAAGAGAAACUGCUGAUGCAGGAAAUUGCACUUUGUGUAUUCUAUUCUAACUCUCAACAGUAGUAAGUUGAUACCCUGACAGUUCCUAUUAUCAUAUUAUUGAUCUGAUGGCCUUCAAAAGAGAGGCCGUCAGUUGCCCAGCCCUGUGCUAAAGCAAUAUGGUGAUAGUUCCACCUUUCCCUCUGAUAGGCUAGGUGGAAUAGUUGCUAUUUUGCUUACAUCUGUCCAAUCAUUUCAGAUCUUUUAAGUGUACACAGGUGGUAGAAUAUAUGAGUUUCUGGACAUGACCUAUUAUUGUACUGUUACCUUUUUAAAUUCUGUUUUUUACAAUGCCUUAAGCAAAUACAUCCAUGUAAAUAUAUGGCCAACCUUUGGAUAUGUACUGAGCUUGAAUUCAUUUGUAAUAAAAUACUUUCAAAAUGUGUGGA